This is a messenger RNA of Trichoderma gamsii, 834 nucleotides long. RefSeq lists its product as hypothetical. NCBI's taxonomy places the organism in Eukaryota, Fungi, Ascomycota, Sordariomycetes, Hypocreales, Hypocreaceae. The transcript is spliced from 4 exons. The record is from RefSeq and is a predicted model, not a curated record. Bases 1 to 834 code for a protein of 277 amino acids.
AUGGCUCACCUCAAUCCUGUCACCAUAACGACUGCUCCCAGCCAGGAACCAUUCACGCUUCAACCACUCAUCAGGCAGGCGCUCAGCACUCGGCGCUGCAUCGAUAUUGGUGCUGGGGGACCGCGAGCUGUGCAUCCAGGCCUUGCUGCACCCCGACAUGUUUUACCUAGUGGAAAGGAGAGAUGGGACGCGGAGCAUGACGAGAAGGAGAGAGAGAAAGAGGACGAAAAGGGCAUGGUGUACUUGAUUGUCAACGAGCUGGAGAUGGUUGGAUGGAACGAGUCAUAUAUGGCAAUGUGGCGUCGACAUAAAAAGGCAAAGACGCUGCAGAUGCUGAGCAGCCAGCUGUGGUCACAGGCAAGUGACAAAUCGCAACAGCAGCCAAUUGCCUUGCCCGAAAAUUGGCACGACCACCAAGUUUCCCUCAAACUCACAACGUUGCGGCUGAUUCCACACCUCCCCUACGCCCAGAACUGGUCCGUCAAUGUGCUCGCCACUGUGGCCUCGCUCUCGCCCGUGGAGCCGUCGCAUCUGCCGCCGGGCAAGCAGCGCACGGCACGCAUCGCUGACCCGUCAACGGCCAAACAGGUGCAGCUAACGGUGUUUCUGGAUCCCGAAGGGUUCGCGCCCCGAGUGGGCAGCGCCGUGCUCCUCGUCGGCGUGAAAAAUCAUCGGUUCGAUAGGGGUAGCCUGAAGAAGUACGCUAGCGACGGCAAGAGGGAGAGCGACAGGCGAUGGUGGUUUGAGGACCCGUGGCAUAUGUCGUGGCUGGAUGUGGCAGGCAUCAAGAGCUGGUGGCAAGGCGUUGAGGAGCACUACCGGAUGGCUGGUUGA